AACUCUCUCUCUCUCGACCCUACUCCCAGACAUUGCAAGCCUCGGGAGGAGCCCUGGUCUCUCUUUUUCAAAAUUAAAGUUUCAAAAAAUUUUCACUAGGUACUGUUUGUUUAACGAGAAAACCAAAAGGAAAAAAAAUAAAGUUUCAAAGGAAAAUAUCUCCGUAACCACCAACACCAUUACUACCAUUGGCAAAACAACCGUUACAGCUUCAUCUCUCACAGUCACACUUUUUCUGUGACAUUUUUUUUUUUUUGGAGCUUUUUGAUUGUUGGGGUACGGCAGUGAAGGUGUUAGAGCUACGAGGAGUGUGAAUUAGAAGCAGGAAACCGGCUAAUCGGAAACGGAAGUUGAAGAAGAUGAAUGUGGUAGGGAGACAGAUGUCGCGAUCCAAUACUGCGGUGCAUCACCAGCGCCAGCACUCCGACAACUUCAUCGAUGCAUCCUCCAAGUGGUUCCAAUCCUCCAACUUGUCGCAGGAUUUUGGGCUGUACGGGUCCAAAACAAGCAGGAUCGGUGCGAGGAGCAGUAGCAUCCGGUCUCCACCGGAAGUGUCGACGCCUCCAUUAUCGUCGAGGUCGUGGAGCUUGAGGAAGUACGGUGAGGAUCAUGUAUCACCGAGCGAACUAAGCCCUGGCUUGCUCGAUCUGCAUUCCUUUGACACUGAGCUAUUGCCUGAGAUGCCCAUGCCCAGCCUAUAUGAUGGAAAACAACUUCACCAGCCUGUUCGUGGUAAAAGUUUUGAUGACUCCGAGUCAUUUAAAAUUACAGGCAGAUCACGAGGAUUUCCAGUUCCUGAGAAUAAUCUUCUUAAAAGUAUCUCAGUUGAUAAAGAGAAAGCCAAUAGUGUUGCAAAGAUCAAAGUGGUGGUGCGCAAGAGACCACUAAAUAAAAAGGAAAUAGCAAAAAAGGAACAAGACAUAAUUAGAACAGAAUCAAAUUCUAAUUUUCUUACAGUUCAUGAAACAAAACUCAAGGUUGACUUAACAGAAUAUGUUGAGAAACAUGAAUUCGCUUUUGAUGCUGUGUUGGAUGACGAUGUCUCAAAUGAUGAAGUGUACUCUGAGACUGUGGAGCCCAUUGUUCCUCUGAUUUUCCAUAGAACAAAAGCAACCUGCUUUGCAUAUGGGCAAACAGGCAAUGGUAAGACUUAUACUAUGCAACCACUACCCCUCAAAGCAUCCCAAGAUAUUCUAAGAUCAAUGCACCACACAUACAGGAAUCAAGGUUUUCAAUUAUUUGUCAGUUUCUUCGAGAUAUAUGGAGGGAAACUUUUUGAUCUCCUAAAUGAUAGAAAGAAACUUUGCAUGAGGGAGGAUGGUAAACAGCAGGUGUGCAUUGUGGGUUUGCAAGAAUACAGGGUAUCAAAUGUGGAGGCAAUCAAGGAGUUAAUUGAGAAGGGAAAUGCUACGAGAAGUACUGGUAUAACUGGUGCAAAUGAGGAGUCUUCUAGAUCACAUGCUAUACUUCAGCUUUGUAUCAAAAGAUCAUCCGAUGGUACUGAAUCAAAGCCUGCCAGACUUGUAGGCAAGCUAUCUUUUAUAGAUCUUGCUGGAAGUGAGCGUGGUGCAGAUACGACUGAUAAUGACAAACAGACAAGAAUGGAAGGUGCUGAAAUCAAUAAAAGCUUACUGGCUUUGAAAGAAUGUAUCAGGGCUCUUGAUAACGAUCAGGGCCACAUUCCUUUUAGAGGAAGUAAGUUGACUGAAGUGCUUAGAGACUCAUUUGUUGGUGACUCACGUACUGUAAUGAUAUCGUGCAUAUCUCCGAGCUCAGGAUCAUGUGAACAUACUCUCAACACAUUAAGAUAUGCUGACAGGGUAAAAAGUUUAUCAAAAGGGAAUAGCUUCAGGAGGGAUCAAUUGUCUUCAUCUUCAAACCUUAGAGACUCCACUGCACUGCCCUUGACUUCAAUUUUACCAACUGAACCAACCUUUGAGGAUAACAUAACUUAUGUUCCUAAUGAAAAGAGUAGGUUCGGUUGGUCCAAACAGAUUGAAAAAGAACCGUCCCCACCACUUAAUACAGAUCGUGUUCCUAGUUGGAGGGUAGAAGGAAGUUUGACUGCAUCUGUAUAUUCAGAUUAUUACAAGGGUCAAAAAGGUGGUCAAAAUGGCACAGAUGAUGAUGAUUUUGACCAUUACGAGCCGACCUAUGAACAAGGGAAGCCCUCAUGGAUGAAUAAUAGAAAGGUAGAAACCUACCAAAAAUCACUUUUGGAAGACAAGAGGAAGAUUGACAGUCAGAUAAAACAAAAGAAUCAACCAGAUUUUGAGGUUAACAACUCUGGUACUGAUGAAGAUCUUAUAGCCCUCUUGAAGGAAGAGGAAGAUCUUGUAACUGCUCACCGAAGACAAGUAGAGGAGAUGAUAGACAUUGUUAGGGAGGAGAUGAAUCUACUGGUCGAAGCUGACCAACCAGGAAAUCAAUUGGAUGGAUAUAUCUCAAAAUUACAUGCCAUACUUUCCCAGAAAGCUGCUGGAAUUCUUCAACUCCAGACCCAAUUAGCACAAUUUCAGAAGCACCUGAAUGAGCAUCAUGUUUUGAUAUCUUCUAGAAAUUAAUUUAAUUUCAGAGGAGAAUGCUAAUGGAAUCAACAGAUAUGGUUGAAGUUAAUUUAUCAGGCAGUUGGAGGUUUGUGUUUGGUUUUAUGGCAAUUUCACCAGCUAGAUGUUGCCUACUUGCUGGAGAUUGGUUUUUCUUUUUUCUUUUCUUUUUUUUCCUUUUUUUUCCCCUUUUUUUUUUUUUUUUUUCUUUUUCCUUUUUCUGUUACCAUACUGGCUCCUUUGUAAAAGUAUGCGGCAAUGUAUUUAAGUAUAGUGAGAAGGACAUGCUUGAGUUGCUAAAAGUGCUAUGAAUAUAUAAAAUCCAUCUUUCUCAUUCA
This is a messenger RNA of Ziziphus jujuba (common jujube), 2884 nucleotides long. Its product is annotated as kinesin-like protein KIN-13B. Gene Ontology annotation, molecular function: microtubule binding; microtubule motor activity; ATP binding. Gene Ontology annotation, biological process: microtubule-based movement. The transcript has 12 exons. The record is from RefSeq and is a predicted model, not a curated record. NCBI's taxonomy places the organism in Eukaryota, Viridiplantae, Streptophyta, Magnoliopsida, Rosales, Rhamnaceae. Bases 360 to 2564 code for a protein of 734 amino acids.